AUGGCAGAGGAAAUGUGGAAAUAUUCCACAGCCAUCGACCCGGAGAUUGUGAAACAGACUGGUUGUUUCACAACUCUGCCAGUCAGGAUUAACAAUAGAGACGACAUCGCGAAUGCAUCAUCCUCGCGCGUGCUCAAGGAUUGGGCAGAUCAUACGGGCAAUCGAGACAUAGACCCCAAUCGCGUAUCGUUCUCUCCCGUUGGAAGCUUUUGCUCCUUGAUCUACUGCGAGACCAUACCCGAGCGCUUGGAUUCCAUAUCCUACCUCACCGAUCUUUUCUUCUUAAUCGACGAUGCAACUGAGGAGGUGGAAAAUGAUAAAGUUGCUCAAGAAGAGUGGACUGGCUUCUCCGGGGCGAUGACAGAUUCACUCGGGGAAACACCCCAGCGUGACCAUGAUCUGGAGUCCAUGAAGAAGAAGAAGCUGGUCGCCCGGGUAAUGCUAGACUUCAUGAGGUUAGACCCAGCACUCGGGUUGGACCUCGUGAAGAGCUGCAAGGCUGGUUGGACACCUUUGGCGGCUGGCGUUGACAUCUACUGGACAAAGACCGUAUUCGGCCUUGGAGAGAAGCUUUCAGAUGACGAGGAGAAGCUCAUCCGUCCUCUCGUCUGGGCUGCUGAGAAGGCCGCCAUGCUUAACAACGACUACUGGAGCUGGGACAUUGAAUACUUCCAGGCAGAUCAGAAGAUCGACAACUUGACCAACGCUGUCGCAGUUCUGAUGAGGAAGGAGGGAAUCUCGGCCCUGGAGGGCAAGGAUCGCAUCAGAGACUUGAUUUUGGGGUAUGAGGCCGAGUACCUUCGGUUGCGGGCUCAAUUCUACGACAGUCAUUCCACAGCACGUCUGUACCUGCGUAAGAGGGUUGAGCUUGCAGGGUCAAUGGCGGCUGGUGUGAGCUUCUGGAGUGCCAACUCUCCUCGAUAUCACCUGCCCACGAACCCGCGGACGAAGCAGGCCAAGCCAACCGAUGUUAAUGUUGAGGCCUUAAUUGCCAAGAUCGACGACAACACACGGACAAGCUCCGUCAGAAGUACCGUCAGCACCGACUGCGAUGAAUUCAUGGAUGCGACUUCGGGCAACCAGACCGAUAUCACAAGCCAAAGCUCACAUUCAGAAGAGCCCGGAAAGCGCUCUUACUUUGACGUCCCGAAGUUGUGUCAGAGGGCAAUCAACGAGCCUAUCAACUACGUCAGCGGCAUGCCGUCGAAGGGUGUGCGCUCUUCUCUGAUCGAUGCGAUGAACCAAUGGUUCCAGAUCCCAUCCGCUCAGCUUGCGGUAGUCAAGCGCGUCAUCGACCUCCUCCACAACUCGUCGUUGAUUCUCGACGACAUCCAAGAUAACUCCCCUAUGCGGCGCGGCAAGACAGCAACACAUUUGAUCUACGGCGAGGCUCAGUCCAUCAACAGUGCCACCUUCUUGUACGUACGCGUGGUGCAAGAAGUGCAAGCUACCGGCAACGCGGCGUUGAUGACGGUGCUUCUCGAGGAGUUGGAGGAUCUGCACGUCGGCCAAAGCUGGGAUCUUUACUGGAAAUACAACCUGAAGUGGCCGACGAAGGCUGAGUAUUUCAGCAUGAUCGACCUGAAGACCGGCGGACUUUUCAGGAUGUUGGUGAGGAUGAUGCAGGCCCUCAGCCCUCGACCCAGUACGGCUUUCGUCUGCGAUGCUCUAGUAUCCAUGGUCAGCCGCUUCUUCCAAGUCAGAGAUGACUACCUGAACCUCAACUCUCGCGAAUACAGCAACAAGAAGGGUUGGUGCGAGGACUUGGACGAGGGAAAGUUCUCCUAUCUCAUUAUCCACUGCCUUGAGAACAGCCCCGAAUAUGUCGACCGGAUCAUGGGUCUCUUCCGGCAGAGGACCGGAUGCUCAGGUCCGAUGCCCAGUGCUGCAAAAGUUCAGAUUAUCGAAUACUUGCAAGAGGCGGGAUGUUUCGAGGCUUGCUGGGAGUUGUUGAACAAGUUGGAGAACGAGAUCGAGGAUGAGAUUAGGAGACUGGAACGUGUCACAGGGGAGGAGAAUCCUCAGAUGAACCUUUUAUUAAAGCUUCUGAGCGUUGCGAACGAGAAGCCCAACAAAGCUGCUGUGGCCGUACCUGUAGGAGUAUAG
Diaporthe citri is the source of this 2106-nucleotide messenger RNA. RefSeq lists its product as uncharacterized. NCBI's taxonomy places the organism in Eukaryota, Fungi, Ascomycota, Sordariomycetes, Diaporthales, Diaporthaceae. The record is from RefSeq and is a predicted model, not a curated record. Gene Ontology annotation, biological process: isoprenoid biosynthetic process. The transcript is spliced from 3 exons. The coding region runs from base 1 to 2106 and encodes 701 amino acids. Gene Ontology annotation, molecular function: prenyltransferase activity.